AUGUCUCAUUUCUCAACUAAAUCAAUUCACGGUGGUGAUCACAUCAAACCCACCAACGAUGUAAUUUCACCCAUUCACAUUACAACCACAUAUAGUUACUCAUCGAAUCCUGAUGAAUUGGUUCCCGGUGGAUUAACUGACCCAACAACGCUUGUAUACUCACGGGAAAACCACCCAAAUGCCGCUCAAAUUGAAGCUAUCGUUGAAGCCAUUACUGGUUACCCCACCAUCGUUUACAAUUCUGGGUUAUCAGCAUUCAAUGGGUUGAUUACUCACGUUAACCCAAAAACCGUUGCUAUUGGACAAGCAUAUCAUGGGUGUCAUGGGAUUCUUGAUAUUUGGAAACGUAAUUUCGGAACCAAGGAAAUUGAUAUUGAUACGGGGAAUUUUGCCACUAUUGGAUCUGGUGAUUUAGUUCAUUUGGAAACACCAGUGAAUCCAUAUGGUACUUAUUUCGACAUUACGAAAUAUGCCGCCAAGGCUCAUGACAGGGGGGCAUUGUUGUCAGUUGAUGCUACUUUUGCACCACCACCUUUAUUGAACCCAUUUGAGUUUGGUGCUGAUAUCGUUAUGCAUUCAGCAACGAAAUUCUUUGGUGGUCAUUCUGAUUUAUUAGCUGGGUUGUUGUUGGUUAAAGAUCAAGCCAUCAAAGAGAAAUUACUUUUGGAUCGUUUAGUACUUGGUACAAAUAUCGCCAAUUUGGAAAGUUCAUUAUUAGUAAGAAGUUUGAGAACGUUUGAAUUACGUGUGGCUAGACAAGCAAAGACUGCUGAGAUUAUAGUCAAAUUUCUCAAUGACAACAAAGACAAAUUCCCUCAAUUGGAUAAACUUUAUCAUGGAUCAUUGCAAACUGACGCUUUUAUUGCCAAGCAGUAUCCUAAUGGCCACACCCCGGUUUUUUCAAUUGAAUUGGAUACUGAACAACACGCAAAAUCAUUUCCAUCCAAAUUGAAAUUGUUUCAUCAUGCCACUAGUUUGGGUGGCGCUGAAAGUUUGAUUGAAUGGAGGGCCAUGAGUGAUGACCAUAUUAGCAAGAAAUUGUUGAGAUUGUCUAUUGGAUUGGAAGAUCCUCGUGAUUUGUUGUUUGAUUUGGUUAAUGGCUUGACUGAUGAUGGAAAUGAUGCUGAUUUGUUGGUGGAAGAGAUUAAGAAAUUGAGUGUAUAG
Messenger RNA from Lodderomyces parapsilosis, 1164 nucleotides. RefSeq names its product putative cystathionine beta-lyase. Gene Ontology annotation, molecular function: carbon-sulfur lyase activity; pyridoxal phosphate binding. Bases 1 to 1164 code for a protein of 387 amino acids. The transcript has a single exon. NCBI's taxonomy places the organism in Eukaryota, Fungi, Ascomycota, Pichiomycetes, Serinales, Debaryomycetaceae. Gene Ontology annotation, biological process: transsulfuration. The record is from RefSeq and is a predicted model, not a curated record. Gene Ontology annotation, cellular component: cytoplasm.